Messenger RNA from Euleptes europaea (tarantolino), 639 nucleotides. It is a transcript of the gene TMEM222, whose product is annotated as transmembrane protein 222. Lineage: Eukaryota; Metazoa; Chordata; Lepidosauria; Squamata; Sphaerodactylidae. The transcript has 6 exons. Bases 1 to 585 code for a protein of 194 amino acids. The record is from RefSeq and is a predicted model, not a curated record.
AUGGAGGAAGAGGAGGCCGUGGGGGGGAAGACGAAGCAGUUCUCUAGUGUGGUCGGCAUGGGCGCCGGGGGCGGCCCCGCCGGGGCGGGGGUGGACCCCGAGCGCGGCCGCUUCCCCUUCUGCGUCGUGUGGACGCCUAUCCCCGUGCUCACAUGGCUCUUCCCCAUCAUCGGUCACAUGGGCAUUUGUACAUCGGCUGGAGUCAUCCGAGACUUUGCAGGGCCUUAUUAUGUCUCUGAAGACAGCAUGGCUUUUGGGAAGCCUGUGAAAUACUGGAAGCUGGAUCCCAACAAAGUAUAUUCCUGUGGCCCCAAUGCCUGGGACACUGCAGUCCACGAUGCCUCUGAGGAGUACAAGCAUCGUAUGCACAACCUCUGCUGCGACAACUGCCAUUCACAUGUUGCACUGGCCUUAAACCUCAUGCGCUACGACAACAGCAGCUCCUGGAACAUGAUCAAACUAUGCUUCCUCUCCCUGUUAUACAGCAAGUACGUCAGCAUAGGGGGAUUUGUGAAGACCUGGCUUCCCUUCAUCCUCUUUUUGGGGAUUGUCCUGACAGUCAGCCUUACCCUUCACCUACGGUAAUGGAUGUCCCCUGCCAUCAGCGCUGAAAACUGUGGGCCAUUCAAUCCAACAGGG